Penicillium manginii is the source of this 2823-nucleotide messenger RNA. RefSeq lists its product as uncharacterized. Lineage: Eukaryota; Fungi; Ascomycota; Eurotiomycetes; Eurotiales; Aspergillaceae. The record is from RefSeq and is a predicted model, not a curated record. Gene Ontology annotation, biological process: biosynthetic process; fatty acid metabolic process. Gene Ontology annotation, molecular function: medium-chain fatty acid-CoA ligase activity; phosphopantetheine binding. The coding region runs from base 1 to 2823 and encodes 940 amino acids. The transcript has 3 exons.
AUGACGGUCUCCAACGAACUACAUGGACGUCCUCUACCAAACCCUGAUAGAACUCUCUACGGGGUGUUUUAUGAGAACAUCGUGAAAUACCCGGAAAUAGUGGCAUUAGUCAGUACUCACCAACCGCCUACUCUCUAUGGAAUUUCGAGUGUGCCCAUUGACAGCGCCAACUCUGAGCCGGAAUAUCUACGAUGGACUUACCGGGACCUCGAUCGUGCUAUUCAGCGACUUGCGAUCAGUCUACAAAGUCUUGGCUUGAAGAGAGGUGACCCAUUGGUCAUGUUUAUGCCAAAUGUCGCUGAAUAUGUCAUUGCCACCUGGGCAGCCUACCAAAUCGGCUGUUCCUAUGUUCCAAUCAACCCUAAGGCUCUAUCCAACCCGAGAGAGCUGCGACACAUGCUUGAAACUGUCACAAAAGGGUGUCAGUCCGGACUGAUGGGCAUUAUUGCUGGAUCAUCUGAUAUGUGUGCGCGUAUUGAAGAGUUGACGUCUGGGUCGAACUGCGUUCAGAUAUUGCUUGAAGGACAUAUGAAUGGGUGGACACAAUUUAAGGACCUCAUGGAGAAUCCAGCGCCAGGUUUCCAGCAAACUCUAUGCCGAGACACCCACGCAGAACAUUCCGAUCGAACAAUUUUCUUCACGAGCGGAACGACAUCUCUUCCGAAAGGUUGCAUCAUGCCAUCAGCAUACGGCUUCGCGGCGGCCUUACGCUGGCGGGAAAGCAGACCAUUUCUUAACGCAGCCACAGUCGUGCUCCCAGGACCGAGGUUCAUUCCGGAGGCAGUGACAAAAGCCAUCCGGGAGGAGCAGGUGAGCCAUGCUGGAUUGGUGCCAACCAUGUUGCAUGCUAUGAGCAAUGUAUCACUUGCCUCUGGAAAACUCAUUUCCCUGAAGCGAAUCGUAAUGGGAGGUUCUAUCCCAACCGAAGAGGUCUUCCGCAUUUGUCUGGACACCUUGGGUGCGUCGGGAGUGGAGAAUCUUUAUGGCAUGACUGAGGGAAUUCUUGUUUCUUCUGGCAUCGUGAGCCAUAUCGAUGAAAUAAUCAAGGACGGAAAUGUUUCGAUCGGCACGCCACUUCCUGGGAUGUCUGUCCGUGUAUUCCGCAAUGACAGCAAAAUUCCAACUCAACCUGGAGAGGCUGGCGAGAUGCACUUCUCAGGCCCAAGUCUGAUUGAUGGAUAUGUUGGAGGGGCUGAUAGUAACUUCUACAACACGGAGGAUGGCAGUGUCUGGUUCCGCACUGGUGAUAAAGCUUUUAUUGGUAAUGACAAUCGUCUGUACCUAAUCGGCCGGUACAAAGAUACAAUUAUCCGCGGGGGCGAAAAUAUUGAACCAUCAGCCAUCGAAGCGGUUCUAGGCCAAAUCCCCGACAUCAGCCUCUUACAACCUCAGGUCGUUCGCGCACCAGAUAGUGUUGCCGGAGACGUUCCAGUUGUCGUCGUGAACCAGGAAGUCGAUGACUUCCUGGUAAAAAGGCUUAAAGACUCCGUCAUGGACCGGAUGGGAGAUCUUUAUGUUCCGGCAGAUGUCAUAUCAAUACAGGCACUAGAGCAAGAUGAAUACCCGAGAACCAUGGCCGGAAAGGUGCAAAAGGCCAAACUGGAAGAACUAGUUCGGGUGUACUGGGAGCACCAAAAUACACCAAACGAGUCUAGCAUCGAUGGGCCCAUUUCAGGUCCGCAAGUGAUGCAGUCAUUGUGCAUGGCCAUCGAAAGAGAAAAAAGACAUCAGAUUGACCUUUCUGCCCGAAUGGUUGAGCUAGGAGUGGACUCAAUCUCGUCAAUCGCAAUUCUCAAGCGAGUCCAGUUAGAAACAGGAGUAUCGUUACCAUCAUCUCUAUUCUUCACUCAGGCAACAGCUGGCUCAAUCUGCCAACAGAUCAGUUCGGUUUCAGACACCGCAGACUUCCUGAAUUUCUCACCCAUCAUGGAAGAUACGCCAAGCGAUAUAUGUCAUUCAGUCCUGCUCCAAGGGACUCCUCGACCUGGCGUUCCAUCCCUCUUCCUCACCCCUCCAGGCUCGGGAAAUGCUUUCGUGUACAGAACGCUGCCUAAGUUUACCAACGAUUAUGCAGUCUAUAGCUUCGGCUCGCCAUUCCUGAUGACAAAAUCAGAGUCUUCUUGGACGAUAGAAGAAACUGCCAUCAUAUACACGAACACCAUUCUCAGCAUUGAUCCCGAAGGUCCAUAUAUACUAUGUGGCUGGUCAAUGGGGACAUCUACUGCCUAUGAAACCGCAUACCAUCUUCACGCACGGGGAAAGAAAGUUCUGGGAAUAAUUAUGCUCGACUUGGCAUUGCCGCGGUCACCCGCCAAGAUCCCGGACGCAACCGUGGAUCUUUUUGAAAUGAUGGGCGUCUUCCCUCCAAUUCGUCGGAAAGGCAAACCUGACGUUGAGAUUCCUGCUUUUCGUAAAAAGCAUCGAGUCGCGGCUUAUUACGCGAAAAUGAAAUAUGUGCCUCGCCCUUUCGAUACACAGGAUGCAACCCGACCGCAGAUAUUUGUUAUUUGGGCUGGGCAUGGCGAUCAUGACAGAAUGUCAGAUAUGGUACUCGAAGCAAUGGAUCUCUUGAAGAAAGAAGGACCAGGGACAAAGAUGCAAAUCAGCCAUGACUGGCUUCAGACUCCUCGCGAAUCUUUUGAUGCUGGUGGCUGGGAUGAAAUGGUUGGACCAGAGAAUGUGAGGUGGGGUAUUGUUGAGGACGCAGAUCAUGACACACUUAUAGAGUCGGAAGAACUGGUGGUUUUGACGAAGGGCUUGAUGGAGGAGACAAUUGAUAAGUGGGUGCGAGAAAUGGAGUCCAUGCCUAACGGUUCGGAUUGA